UCAAGUUCGAUAAAUUAAACAAUGCGGCUUGUUUUUUCGGCUAAUUCAGUUUUUAAACGCCUGCUGCACACGGAAAUUGCCGGAAAGUAUGCCAAACAGCAGCCGCGCAAUCUCAAGGGGCGGAGCAAGAGCUCCCAGGAGUGGCUCACCCGCCAGCUGGCCGAUCCCUACGUGGAGAAGGCCCGCAUGAUGAACUACCGCUGUCGGAGCUCUUUCAAACUGUUGGAGAUUGAUGACAAAUACGGAAUCCUGCGACCCGGGGACACCGUUUUGGACUGUGGAGCAGCACCUGGCAGCUGGACACAAGUGGCCGUGGAACGGACGAAUGCCAAUGGAAAGCAGGAGCGGGCUCCACUGGGAGCCGUCUUCAGCAUUGACUUGUUGCAUUUCCAUGCUGUGCCUGGUGCCACAAUCUUCGGCGGAAUGGAUUUCACCUCCUCCCUGGCGCAGAAGCGACUUAAGGAGUCAUUAAAGGAUAAAAAGGUCAAUUGUGUCCUGUCCGACAUGGCGCCCAAUGCCACAGGAGUUAGGAUGUUGGACCAGGAGAGCAUCACGAACCUCUGCUACGAAGUGCUCCGCUUUGCAUUGGCCAUGUCCGCCCCACAGGCCCAUCUGGUGGUCAAGGUGUGGGACAAUGGCGAUGUGCCCAAGCUGGAGCGCGACAUGCUGAGGUUCUACGAGAAGGUGAAGCGGGUAAAACCACGAGCCAGUCGCGGAGAUUCUGCGGAGCACUUCCUGGUGGCCAGGAACUUUAAGGGAACAGCUGAUAGUUAACUAAUAACUUAACUAGCGCAUAAUAAUUGGUUUCAUAAACUCGUUGUUAAAUUUAUAGUUCAUAAUUAAUAAGAUAAAUAAAGGGGAGUGUUACGUUUUAACUCCA
This is a messenger RNA of Drosophila rhopaloa, 880 nucleotides long. It is a transcript of the gene Mrm2, whose product is annotated as rRNA methyltransferase 2, mitochondrial. Gene Ontology annotation, molecular function: rRNA (uridine-2'-O-ribose)-methyltransferase activity. Gene Ontology annotation, cellular component: mitochondrion. The record is from RefSeq and is a predicted model, not a curated record. The transcript has a single exon. Gene Ontology annotation, biological process: RNA methylation. The coding region runs from base 22 to 774 and encodes 250 amino acids. NCBI's taxonomy places the organism in Eukaryota, Metazoa, Arthropoda, Insecta, Diptera, Drosophilidae.